Molecule: messenger RNA, 2609 nt
Organism: Monodelphis domestica (gray short-tailed opossum)
Lineage: Eukaryota; Metazoa; Chordata; Mammalia; Didelphimorphia; Didelphidae
Gene: NBL1
Product: NBL1, DAN family BMP antagonist
Biological process (GO): animal organ morphogenesis
Molecular function (GO): BMP binding; receptor ligand activity
Source: RefSeq, a predicted model, not a curated record
CCUCCUCCUCUCCCCUCCUCCCUCUUCCCUACCCCCCUCCUCUCCCCCAUUUCUCCUCCUCUCUUCUUUCUCCCCUUUCCCUCCUCCCUCCAACUCCCUCAUCUCUCCCCCUUCCUUGCUCUCUUUAUUCCCCCACUCCGGGAGGGGCUGGGGCUGGCUGCACAGCCGAGUGGGAGUCGGAGCCGGGUUUGGAACCAGCCAGAGGCGCCUUCCCGCCGCUGCCGCCGGAGACCCGGCACUCCGUGGCCCCGAGGCGGUGGACAGGCUGCCCGUGGGCAAGCAGACAGCGUUCGGGGCGGGCCGACCGGCCGGGCUCGGGGCGGCGCUGGGCGCUGGGUGCUGGGCUCAGGGUGGGGUUGGGGUGGGGGGCGGGAGCGGUGGGGCUCGCCUCGCCAGGGCUCUGCGCGCCGGCCCGGCCUCUCCCCGCCCCCGCCCUCUCUCCCUAUUUGGAGAGGAGACACCCCUGACGUGGGGCUGUCCCCGCCGCGCCCCCGCGCCCGGGCCGCCCGCGGGCUGCUGCGGCGUCAGACGGGAUCCCGCAGGCGGCCAGGCAGGCGAGCGUCCGUCGGUCCGCAGUUCUUGCGUUAAUCCGCCAGUCCGUCCCCGCCGCGCCCCAGGGCGAAGCUGGUGUGAGCCCUAUGGGAGCAGCCUUCCGUCCGGUGCACGGGCUCUGGUGGUGUCGGGCAUGAUGCUGUGGAUCCUGGUGGGUGCCCUCCUCCCUGUGGUGCUGUUGGCUGCCCCCCCUCCCAUCAACAAGCUGGCACUGUUCCCAGACAAGAGUGCCUGGUGCGAGGCCAAGAACAUCACCCAGAUUGUGGGGCACAGUGGCUGUAAAUCCAAAUCCAUCCAGAACAGGGCCUGCCUGGGACAGUGUUUCAGCUACAGUGUUCCCAACACCUUUCCCCAGUCUACAGAGUCCCUGGUACACUGUGACUCCUGUAUGCCCUCACAGUCCAUGUGGGAGAUUGUGACACUUGACUGUCCCAGCCAUGAUGAGAUGCCCCGAGUGGACAAGCUAGUAGAGAAGAUCGUCCACUGCAGCUGCCAGGCUUGUGGCAAAGAAGCAAGCCACGAGGAAAUGAGCUUUUUCACACAUGGCAGAGAGGAACAUCCCGGCUCCCACCCCGGCCGCCAUUCCCUCGAGGUCGAGGAGCCCCCUGGUCCCACCCACCCAGUGGAGGAGGGUGCUGAGGAGUGACUUCCUCUUUCUUUUCCCUCCCCUCCCCCCAACCCCCUGGAACUCUGCUUCCCACCUUCCUGUGGGGGAGAGGAGAGGCUGGGCCCCCACCCCCCUCCCCAUGGUCAUUGGAUGGACUUGAACUGCUGUCCAGUUGUCGCAGCAAUCAUUGAGAGUAGGGGGAAGCGGGAAUCCAUGCUGCACAUGUUAAUAUAUUCUGAGGAGACUGGGAUGGGGGUGGGAGAGGGGAACGCUGGGGCUACUUGGGGUCCUCAGGGGUCCACGUUUUUGUUUUAGAACGGGGCAUUGGCUCAGCCCUUCAUUCCCCUAGACGCAGGGCUGGAGAAGUAGGGAGUGAGGGUCCCUGGCCGGGAGCUGGCCUGGAGGCACUGGACCCCUGGUACCAGGGCCGCAGAAGACUUGGGAAGGAUGGAUGGAUUUUUUUUAAUGUGGGCAGAUGGCAGUAAUGGACUAGCUUGCAGUGAUGUGUUGACGUGUGGCACAGAGGAAUGGGUGCAGCCAUGUGGCACUGAUUCUGGGAAGCUGGAAGGGCAGAGUUUUUCUCUUCUUCCUCUCUCCCAGCAGCUCCAUUAUUUGCUGGGGGAACAUCUGGGCAUCUGAGGGGCAUAAUUUCCAGGUCUUACCCUUGGCUUUGCCUCAGAUGUACCGUGGAGGGAGGAGGGAGGUCCUUUCUCUGCCAGGGAGGCUUUGGGAUAGCCUUUCAGAAACAGUUCUGUCUUCUCUUGAGACACCUCAGAAGCGUCUGUGACCCAUCCUUCGUGAUGUUCAGGCCAUUCAUUAGAUCUCUUCACUCAGCCUAGCCCAGGGCUCCAAGUUAAGAGAGGCUUCCUCAGCUGUCGUCUCUGUGUGUGUGUGAUUGGCCAGAGCUGCCCCUGUAGAAGUGGGGCCCCCAUCCUCCAAAUCUCCCAGAAGGAAAGCCCUAGCUAGAUCAGAAGAAGGACUAUCCCACCCCAGUGGGAGGAGGAAGAGGAUGGGUAGAAAACCUUGCCAAGCUCCAGCUGGGUGAUCUAGAAGUCUCUGAAGUUCAUACUGGGUUGAGUUGGAAGUGUGUCUGCAUAGACAUUGUUGGGGCCCAAUGGGGGAGGCAGGGUACCCCCCAAUCCCUGCUCCUGCUUCUUUACCAGCUGCACUUUAAUCCUGAGGGAAGGGGUGGAGGGCGUGGAAAUCUCCAGAAGGGCUAAUGCUAUUUCCUAAGAAAGGGGGUGGGAGUAGAAAUGGUCUGCUCCCUAGAAAUGUCCCUAGUUCCCCCAAGACUUCCUUUUUCCAGAGAAGUGUUUGCUUCAUCCAUAGAAGCAUCCUCUUCAGUCUCCUCCCCAACCCUCAUGACUCAUGGCUGGAACUUAUAACCAGUAGCCUGUCUUUUCUCCUUCAAAGUUUUUCCUGAAUAAAUAAAUUCAGUGACCUUUUGUGA